CCCAAACAACCCACAACCACCUCACAAUGCAGGCAUUCCGCAACUUCCAAGCACAGAUUCCCGCCCUCCCCUCCGUAGACGUCACAGCCGUCUCCAAAAGCUUCCGACAGACGGUCCAGGCUACAAGGGAAAGAAUUGGCAAUGUCGGGCCUGAGGGAAUCACUGAACUUCCGGCCGAAUACAGGCAGCUCGAAGCUCGAGUAGACGCGUUGAGAGAUGUCCACAAUAAGAUGCUCAAAAUCACAAAGGUUCACGAGCGAGAAUCCUACGACUACCCUUCCGACGUGACUGAAGGCAUUUCUGAAGUUGGACAUCAAGCAGCUUCUGCCUGGAAUACUUUUGCUAACAAGAACCUCAAGAAUACUAAUCUUCCCAUCCCUAUUCCUUCACCUACGGCACCUACUCCCCACCAGCCCAAGACUCUUUCUCAUGCUCUUUCUCGCGCUGCCAAGUCCGGUGCCACCGAGUUGGGCGCUGAAGACCGUCUCGGUGUGUCCCUUGGCAUUUACGGUGCUGCCUUGGAAAAGAUCGGAGAUGCCCGUAUUUCCCAGGAUCAGGUCAUUACUGAGCGAUUUGUUACCCCCUGGCAGGCCACCUUGUCUACAUCUAUUGGACUUGCGAUGAAGGCUAGGCAAAACGUCAAGACUUCCAGGUUGGAACUCGAUGCUGCCCGCGCUGCUUUGAAGUCUGCUGCUCCGGCUAAGCAAGAGCAAGCUCGUCUACAUGUCGAAGAGGCCGAAGACAAGCUGGUUCAGAACACGGAGACUGCCAUUGGUCUCAUGAAAGCUGUCCUCGAGAACCCUGAGCCUCUUCAAAACCUCUCUAACCUCGUCAAGGCUCAACUCAUUUACUACUCAACCGCUGCAGAGACUCUCAGCGGCAUUCAAGGCCAAAUUGAAGAAGCUGCUACUGUUGCCGAAGGAGACUACAGGCAAUCCAGGGGAGCUUGAAAUGACAAUUAAGGCGCACCUUCGGACACCGAGGAUCGGACUGGAUUGACAAGAUUAAGUUGUUGUUUUUGUGGAUACCUCUUAUGAUUGAUGGAUUGUUCCAAUGAGACCCUUGUUCAAGACAGACCUGGCUUUUCUCGAUCUGCCUGUUCCAGUAUCAUUCUAACAGUGCCUAAAGCAUACUAGAUACGGCCAAAAAUUGUAUGAAUCCUUGCCAAAUGCAUAUCAAAUUGGCAUGAGUACUACCAUUCAUGGGCCGAAUUUGCCCCCAUGGAUAUGCCUUCGCUCCGCCCAUCAACAACGACAUCUCCUUUAUCUGCCGUAGCCUUUGAAUCUGUACUAUCUGGCUGCCUUGUCACAGCGGAUAAAGUUGGCAUGGCUGGAUGAGUAGAGAAAGGCACUGGAUUUCGGUUAUAGGACGGUUGGAGAAGCUGCCCAAGCUGUGGAGUUGGUGGAGCUGGUUCUGGCAUCAUUAAAGGAGGAGAAGCC
This is a messenger RNA of Cryptococcus deneoformans JEC21, 1439 nucleotides long. RefSeq names its product cytoplasm protein, putative. The record is from RefSeq and is a predicted model, not a curated record. The coding region runs from base 27 to 950 and encodes 307 amino acids. The transcript is spliced from 9 exons. Lineage: Eukaryota; Fungi; Basidiomycota; Tremellomycetes; Tremellales; Cryptococcaceae.